Molecule: messenger RNA, 1824 nt
Organism: Daldinia caldariorum
Lineage: Eukaryota; Fungi; Ascomycota; Sordariomycetes; Xylariales; Hypoxylaceae
Product: branched-chain-amino-acid aminotransferase
Exons: 2
Coding region: 412-1656 (414 amino acids)
Biological process (GO): L-leucine biosynthetic process; L-valine biosynthetic process
Cellular component (GO): mitochondrion
Molecular function (GO): branched-chain-amino-acid:2-oxoglutarate transaminase activity
Source: RefSeq, a predicted model, not a curated record
CCUCCGAGAUCGCUUUGCAUUUCUUACCGCGUGGUGUUUUUUUUUUCUGCCUUUGCCCUCUUUUUUUUCUCCCCCUUCCAUUGAGUCGGGUCGGGUAGGGGUUUCGUUUCGUGUUAGCUCACUUGAGGUUAUAAAGGGAAAUUGGGGCUAUUUUAUAUUAGUAACUACCUAGACCUAAUCAUUUGGUUCCGUCCAUAGAGCAAUUGAGUCAAAGAGAGCGGGUUAUAUAUACAAUCCGGUCCCAAUUGCUCUCCCAUUUUUAAAGCCAUCUUUCUUUUGCCUCUUCUUGUUUCCUCUCUGUUUUCUCGUGGCAUAAUCGAAAUCUGAUUUAGAAAUUCGAUUCGAAAAACAAAAGGAAAAAGAAAGAAAAAAAGUAAAUCUGGAUUGCUGUAUAUUACACUCUUUCCGCCAAUGCUUCGACAACUUCUUCCGCGAUGCGGGAGAGCUCUAAGAGCCCCCGCCUCGCAUUCUUCCUACGCUUUACCAGCGCUGCAACGAGCAUCCAGGUGGUACAGCAUACAACCAGCGGCAGCAUCCGUGGCGAAACCGCUAGAUAUAGAUCCUACCAAGUUAUCUAUCACCAAGACUCAAUCCCCUAAGACACCUAAGGACCCCGCCGAACUUGUCUUUGGAAGGGAAUUCACAGAUCAUAUGUUAACGAUCGAAUGGACUAAGAACGACGGGUGGUUUGCACCCACGAUACAACCUUACCAGAACCUCUCGCUCGACCCCGCCACAUGCGUCUUCCACUACGCCUUCGAGUGCUUCGAGGGUAUGAAAGCGUACCGGGAUAACAAGGGCCAGAUACGGCUGUUCCGCCCGGACAAGAAUAUGGAGCGCUUAAACAAGUCCGCCGCCCGCAUUGCCCUGCCCACCUUCUCGUCUACUAGCCUGAUCGACCUGAUCGCCAAGUUCGUCAAGCUCGAGGAGCGCUUCAUCCCCGACGGCCGCGGCUACUCGCUAUACCUGCGCCCGACCCUCAUCGGCACCCAGAAGACCCUCGGCAUCGGCGCCCCGGGAUCCGCCCUGCUCUUCGUCAUCGCCUCCCCCGUCGGCCCUUACUACCCCACCGGCUUCAAGGCCGUGUCCCUCGAGGCCACCGACUAUGCCGUCCGCGCCUGGCCCGGCGGCGUCGGCGACAAGAAGCUCGGCGCCAACUACGCCCCCUGCAUCGUGCCCCAGAUGGAGGCCGCCUCCCGCGGCUUCCAGCAGAACCUCUGGCUGUUCGGCCCCGAGGAGUACGUGACCGAGGUCGGCACCAUGAACCUCUUCGUCGCCAUCCGCAACAAGGAGACCAACCAGAAGGAGCUCAUCACCGCGCCCCUCGACGGCACCAUCCUCGGCGGCAUCACCCGCGACUCCAUCCUGAGCCUCGCCCGCGAGAAGCUCGCGCCCGAGGGCUGGCUGAUCUCCGAGCGCAAGAUCACCAUGCCGCAGCUGUACGAGGCCUCGCUCGAGGGCCGCCUGAUUGAGGUUUUCGGCUCCGGCACCGCCGCCGUCGUCAGCCCCGUGCGGAAGAUCAGCUGGAAGGGCAAGCUGGUGGACUGCGGGCUGGCCGAUAACGAGGAGUCGGGCGAGGUCGCUAAUAAGAUGAAGAGCUGGAUAGAAGCUAGGCAAUACGGAGACGAGGAGCAUGAAUGGAGUCACAUAUGUUAGAGAGAAGAGAGAAAAAAAAAAGCGAGUUCAGCGGUUUAUUUUGGUCCUGUUCACCAUAGUGUUCUAUAUCCGCAUAGAUGGUGAUAGAUCCGGCGCAAACGGCGUACUUACCUGGCCUCUUAACGAAAGAACCAUUAUGUUUAAAUUUAAAUCCGAUUUGAUCAGAGC